AGUAAAUACAUGCAGAACGAACAGCUAAACGAAUUUACUCCGGCAGAGCAUAUUCAUCAGAUUCGCUCAUAUUUCGAUAUCAUAGACAAUGCAGUUCAAAUUGGUGACACUAAUAGAAAAUAUUCUGACGCAAAGAUUCCAUCACAACCUGGAACUGCUAAAGAUAACACAUGGGUAACAUUCAAUCUCUCACCUCCUGGUGAAAAUAUGUUGGACCUUUACAAUACAUUCAUUACGUAUAAAAUGGAAGGUCAAUUUAUUGUAGAUAAAGAAAUUGGUUCAGGUUCCAAUAAAACAAACCCACCAGGAUUUUGGAUUGGUUUCGAUGACGCUUUCUAUGCAGUUGCUGGAUAUCAAAUCCUUGCAAAUGGUCGUAUCGUAUAUUCUCAAGACAACGCAAGAGAAGAA
Trichomonas vaginalis G3 is the source of this 408-nucleotide messenger RNA. RefSeq lists its product as uncharacterized. The transcript has a single exon. The record is from RefSeq and is a predicted model, not a curated record. The annotation marks the transcript as partial. NCBI's taxonomy places the organism in Eukaryota, Parabasalia, Trichomonadida, Trichomonadidae.